CGUGUUGCAAAAACAGCUACUCCGGGCGUUGUCAAGGUCUUCCCAAACAGAAUGCUGCAACUCCAGACAACGCACUCGUGGGAUUUCAUUGGAACGCCGAACGUAACAGUUCCUUCCAAGAAUGAAUCCAAAACGCUGCCCGCAGCAGCUGAUGUUAUCGUUGGAGUUCUAGACACAGGUGUCUGGCCCGAAUCCAAGAGCUUUUCCGAUGCUGGGAUGAGCGAAGUACCAGCGCGAUGGAAAGGAACCUGUGACAACAAAGGCGUCACCAAUGCAUCAGUGAUCAUCAACUGCAACAAGAAGUUGAUUGGAGCUCGCAACUACUUGACCGAUGGCGAGUUCAAAAACGCGAGGGACGACGCCGGGCACGGAACACACACAACUUCCACCAUCGGCGGAGCUCUCGUUCCUCAAGUGAGUGAGUUUGGACUGGGAGCCGGAACAGCGAGAGGAGGAUUUCCAGGUGCCAGAGUCGCAAUGUACAGAGUUUGUUCCGAAGCAGGUUGUGCCACCGACGCCAUCCUUGCUGCAUUCGACGAUGCCAUCGAUGACGGCGUAGAUAUCUUAUCGUUGUCUCUCGGAGGAUUUCCUUUAGCUUAUGACGAGGACCCCAUUGCAAUCGGUUCGUUCCACGCCAUAGAAAGGAAAAUCUUGGUAUCAUGCGCGGGAGGAAACUCCGGGCCGGCUGCAUCCUCUGUGUCCAAUGGUGCACCUUGGAUUCUCACGGUCGCUGCGAGCACUAUAGACAGACAUUUUUCAGUAGACAUCGAACUCGGCAACGGUAAAACUCUACAGGUAAGAAAGAACUCUCUUUUGUCUUAUCUUUGUCUUGUGACGGUUCUGGAUCCGGCAAAAGUAAAAGGAAAGAUUAUUGUGUGCGAAUUUGAUCCUUUGGUGAUCCCGACAAUCAUACUCUUAAAAAGCCUCAACAACUGGGGAGCUGCUGGAGUGAUCCUCGGGAAUGAUGUGAUCGCGGAUAUAGUACGAUACUUCCCUCUGCCAGGAGCUUUCAUCAAGAAAGCAGCGUUGAAAGAUCUGCUUGCCUACACGAGUUCAAGGUAUGUAUACGUACCUCACACCUCGGUUUCUUUUGGUCACAGUUUUUGCUUUUGGCAGCCCGAUAUCACCGCACCGGGUGUAAAUAUUUUAGCAGCAUGGUCCGCUGCAGUACCAGUCUUUCUCGAAGAUUUAGACGCCACUAAGCCCGUGUUCUCCGACUUUAACAUCAUUUCUGGAACGUCCAUGGCAUGCCCUCACGCUACUGGAGCUGCGGCAUAUGUCAAGUCGAUCCAUCCUGACUGGAGUCCAGCGGCAAUCAAGUCAGCACUAAUGACCACAGCGAAAUCCGUUGACAACGAAAAGAAGCCUUUGAAAGACUUUGAUGGAAGCGACGCAACUCCAUUCGCGUUUGGAGCCGGCCAGAUAAGUCCUCUCGACGCGGCAAAUCCAGGACUCGUCUAUGACACCAGCGUGGAGGAGUAUCUCCUCCAUCUCUGCGCGAGUGGAUACAACGCCACGCAAAUCGCUGUGAUCUCUGGUCGCACCGUAAGGUGUCCCGAAUCGCCUGGAGCACCAAAGUUAAACUAUCCGUCAGUGACAAUCCCGGAGCUCAAGAACCAGACCAGCGUGGUAAGAACAGUGACCAAUGUAGGAGCUCCAAAAUCCGUGUACCGAGCAAUCGGAUCCCCGCCCCUCGGAAUCGAGCUGAUCGUAUCGCCUGGAACGCUGGCGUUCAAUGCCACCGGACAGAAGAUCGCCUACACCCUGACGUUCGUACCUCUUCAAAAUCUUUCCAAGAAAUGGGCAUUUGGAGAGCUCAUCUGGACGAGCAAUUCCAUCUCCGUGAGAAGCCCUCUUGCUGUGAAGGGCUGA
Selaginella moellendorffii is the source of this 1872-nucleotide messenger RNA. Its product is annotated as subtilisin-like protease SBT5.3. NCBI's taxonomy places the organism in Eukaryota, Viridiplantae, Streptophyta, Lycopodiopsida, Selaginellales, Selaginellaceae. Gene Ontology annotation, molecular function: serine-type endopeptidase activity. The transcript has 6 exons. The annotation marks the transcript as partial. The record is from RefSeq and is a predicted model, not a curated record. Gene Ontology annotation, biological process: proteolysis.